Manihot esculenta (cassava) is the source of this 1436-nucleotide messenger RNA. Its product is annotated as UDP-arabinopyranose mutase 3. Gene Ontology annotation, biological process: UDP-L-arabinose metabolic process; plant-type cell wall biogenesis. The transcript has 4 exons. The coding region runs from base 136 to 1224 and encodes 362 amino acids. The record is from RefSeq and is a predicted model, not a curated record. NCBI's taxonomy places the organism in Eukaryota, Viridiplantae, Streptophyta, Magnoliopsida, Malpighiales, Euphorbiaceae. Gene Ontology annotation, cellular component: Golgi apparatus; cytosol. Gene Ontology annotation, molecular function: UDP-arabinopyranose mutase activity.
AGCUAGAUCUACGCGGAUUCUCAAAGUCCUAACGCAACACUUCCUUUCUCCCACUACAAAUAAGAAGACUCCCAAGUCACAACCACAAUCUUCAACUUCAGCUCUCUCUCUUUCUGAUCCGGAGUACUCACCGCCAUGGCCGAGAGAGCAGUGUACCCGACUCCGACUCCCCUUUUGAAAGAUGAGCUCGACAUCGUCAUCCCUACCAUCAGAAACCUCGAUUUCUUGGAGAUGUGGAGGCCAUUCUUCCAGCCAUACCAUCUCAUCAUUGUCCAGGACGGUGACCCUUCAAAGACCAUUAAUGUCCCUGAAGGCUUCGACUAUGAGCUCUAUAAUAGGAACGACAUUAACAGGAUUCUGGGUCCCAAAGCUUCUUGUAUUUCCUUUAAGGACUCUGCUUGUAGGUGCUUUGGCUACUUGGUUUCUAAGAAGAAGUAUGUCUAUACUAUUGAUGAUGACUGCUUUGUUGCCAAGGAUCCUUCUGGCAAAGAUAUUAAUGCACUUGAGCAGCACAUAAAGAACCUUCUGAGUCCAUCCACUCCAUUUUUCUUCAACACCCUGUAUGACCCAUACCGAAAUGGCGCAGAUUUUGUCCGUGGGUAUCCAUUCAGCCUUCGGGAGGGUGUCCCCACAGCUGUAUCUCAUGGCCUCUGGCUCAACAUCCCAGAUUACGAUGCCCCAACCCAGCUUGUCAAGCCUCUUGAGAGGAACACCAGGUAUGUGGAUGCUGUAAUGUCAAUACCAAAGGGAACAUUGUUCCCCAUGUGUGGUAUGAAUCUGGCAUUUAACCGGGAAUUGAUUGGUCCUGCAAUGUACUUUGGUCUUAUGGGUGAUGGUCAGCCGAUCGGACGCUAUGAUGAUAUGUGGGCUGGCUGGUGCACGAAGGUUAUAUGCGACCACUUGGGUUUCGGAGUGAAGACAGGAUUGCCUUACAUUUAUCACAGCAAAGCAAGCAACCCAUUUGUGAACCUUAAAAAGGAAUACAAAGGGAUCUACUGGCAAGAAGAGCUGAUCCCAUUUUUCCAGUCUGCUGCCCUUCCGAAGGACUGCAACACUGUCCAGAAGUGCUAUAUUGAACUAUCCAAGCAAGUCAGGGCAAAACUUGGUAAAAUUGAUGAAUACUUCAUCAAGCUAGCAGAUGCCAUGGUCACAUGGAUAGAAGCAUGGGAUGAGCUUAACUCAUCUGGGAACUCUGGUGAAUUGGCCAAUGGUACUGGAAAGUAGAAAUGUUAUCAUCUCAUUGAUAGUCCUUAGGCAUGAGACAGUUAAUCAAGCUUUUUUGCUUUGAAGCUUGGAUUAAUUAUUUUGCUGGUGGAGGAAACAGAUAUUUAUUUAUAUUGUUGUUUUAACAAUAACAGGUUAUGCAUUUCUGUAUUCAAUUAGAUUUUGUUAUUGUUGCUAUUUAAAUUAAUGGUAAUGGUCUUUUUGUUGUUAAA